This is a messenger RNA of Penicillium waksmanii, 1368 nucleotides long. Its product is annotated as MmgE/PrpD family protein. Gene Ontology annotation, molecular function: lyase activity. The coding region runs from base 1 to 1368 and encodes 455 amino acids. NCBI's taxonomy places the organism in Eukaryota, Fungi, Ascomycota, Eurotiomycetes, Eurotiales, Aspergillaceae. The transcript is spliced from 2 exons. The record is from RefSeq and is a predicted model, not a curated record.
AUGGCAACCCAGAAACUCGCCGACUGGUCCACAAACCUCACGUUCGCCUCUCUACCCAGAGAAGUCAUCGAUGCCGCCACCCAAAGCUUCUACAACUGGGCCGGGUGCACCGUAGGCGGAAGCACCCACCCCGCAACAACGAUAGCACGCACCGCGCUGGCACGGUUUACAGGCGCACCAACAUCCAGACUCCUUGGUUCUGGGGGUGUGGAUUUGGAUGCGAUGCAUGCUGCUCUGUUGAAUGGUAUUGCGUCGCAUGUCCAUGAUUAUGACGAUACGCACCUGGAUACGAUCAUUCACCCCACCGGCCCAGUCGCUUCGGCUUUGCUGGCUAUGGCCGAGUCGCUGGAUCGGUCGGUUUCGGGGCAGGAAUUCAUUCUUGCUUUGAUUGUAGGUGUUGAGGCGGAAUGUAAGGUUGGUUUGGCUGUUUGGCCUAAUCAUUAUGAUGUUGGAUGGCACAUUACCAGUUCAACUGGCUCAAUCGGCGCCGCAGUGGCCGUAUCAAAGCUGCUGAAUCUCUCAGCACCACAGACAACACACGCCAUCGGUCUCGCAGCAACACAAGUAACAGGAUUGCGAGAGAUGUUCGGCUCGCACACCAAAUCCUUCCAUCCCGGCCGCGCCGCGCAGAAUGGCUUGUUAGCUGCGAUUCUCGCAUCAGAAGGAUAUACCAGCUCGACACAGGCGCUUGAAGCUAAGCGUGGAUGGGCGAACGUGGUUAGUUCCGAGCAACAUCUCGAUGAGCAGAUGGCUACGCUCCCGCCUCAUGGACGGUGGGAAAUUGCGCGGAACUCUUUCAAGCCCUUCCCCUGUGGCAUUGUGGUGCAUCCUGUGAUUGAUGGGAGUAUAUUCCUUCAUGGCCAACUGCGGCCGAAUGGGAUUCAGAUUGAGGAGAUUAGGGAGGUAGAGGUUAUUGUUCAUCCGUUGGUUUUGGAAUUAACGGGGAAGACUGCGCCGAAGGAUGGGUUGGAGGCGAAGUUUAGUGUUUAUCAUGGGGCUGCCGUGGGGCUUUUGUUUGGGAAGGCUACGCCGGCGCAGUAUGAGGAUGCGGUUGUUACUGAUGAGCGGGUUGUAUGGUUGAGGGAUCGGAUUAGAGCGACGGUGGAUGAGACUUUGCGACCAGAUGAGGCAGUGGUUAUUAUUCGGGUGCCGAAUGGUGGAGAGGGGGACGAUGAUUCUGUUACUGAGAUUCAUGUUGACCAUGCUGUGGGAAGUCGGGAACGGCCCAUGUCUGUUGCUCAGUUGACGGACAAAUUUGUGGACCAGUGUAUUUCAGUAUUGGGCCGGGAGCGGACUGAGCGAGCAAGCAAGUGGUGCUGGGAAUUGGAGAAGCAGGUUGAUGUGCGCCAGAUUAAGACUGUACUCUAG